AUGUCAGGGAGCUGUGGAAAGUGGCUGCCUCGGGCCCUUGCCCUCUUCUGCUGUUUGGCGGCUCUGACGAUGCCGACUACCGGAAAGAGCAUCUAUGUAAGCGUCUCGCCAAGUUGUCCUGACCCCUUUCUUCUACCCUAUUAUAUGCCGCGUUGUAUGGAACCUGUUUCACAUUUGGCUAGUCAGUUUUUUUCUAAUAUGUGAAAGCUACUUGCUGCCUCUCCCUUAUAUUAAAUCUGAAUAGACGUUAUAACUGUCAGCAAAAAUGAAGGAACUAUAGCGUCCAGGUGAACACACUUGAUUUAGGAGUGCACUAGAAUCCAGAAAAGGAAGCUUUGAGUAGCAAGGCGAAUGUUACGUUAACCAAAACACCCCUGAUUGACCUCUACUCAGACAAUAUUUGGCCAAAUAACUUCGUUAGACACGCCGUCUGCAUGACCUCUUUUGACCUAAAAUUAUUUUGACUGCCGACGGUAGGAGAGGACCCACUAGGAACAACUGGACAUUUAAAAGCUUUAGGUUAACCACCUUAAAUUCAUCCACAUAAUGCUCUUCAGAAUUUCAGCCAUUAAAACUCGACUUCACAUUCUUUACCAUUUAUGCAAGAAGCCCAACCGCGUCAACUUUCAUCCAAAACUUUGAUAUUACGCAUGUGGUAUGUAAGAGGUUGAAAUGAGAGGUGCACAUGCUCUAAUCUUGGGUUUGUGACUGCUCUUCAGCGUGCCACCCGGUUUUGACAACGCGUUUGCCAGACAAACUUUUUUCUGCUCUCGUAAUUUUUCCUCUUGCCUUUGGACAGCAGGAUCUUUUGGAAGCCGAAGAUGCUUACCAUGAGCCCCUACUAGAGGCCGCGCGACUUGUGAAGAAGUGGACGGACUUCAAGAAGCGAUCAGAACGAAAAGGGGUAUAUUUGUCAAAAUUGGACUAA
This is a messenger RNA of Spirometra erinaceieuropaei, 928 nucleotides long. The record is from the annotation of a GenBank genome assembly. Lineage: Eukaryota; Metazoa; Platyhelminthes; Cestoda; Diphyllobothriidea; Diphyllobothriidae.